This is a messenger RNA of Vitrella brassicaformis, 1185 nucleotides long. Lineage: Eukaryota; Vitrellaceae. The record is from the annotation of a GenBank genome assembly.
AUGGCCCUUUUUUCCCUACUGGCCUACCAGGCAGUGCACCCCACCACGGUCAGCAAAUACAACUGUCACUUGCCCAUGAAUCGUUGCUGAUCUGUGUGUGUUGAUCUCUGCAGAUGACGAGCUUCGUGCGUUUGAAUGUCGGCGGUCGUGAGUUCAGUGUGGCGAAGUCCACGUUGUCACGCCACCCCGACACGCUGCUGGGGCAGCUGGUGACCAACGAGUCGACGGCCGAAUACCAGCAGAUCCAGCAAGGCCAGCCCGUCUUCAUCGACGCCGACCCCUCUCUCUUCCCCUGUGUGGUCGACUACUACCGACACGGCACGCCGAUACUCAUCGACAGCUCAGUCGACAAACGCAAGCUGAUGCGCGAGAUGCGAUUCUUCGGAAUCAACGUCAGCCAGAGUGAUAUGGAGAUGUCGGAAGAAGACCAAGCACUGCAAAAGGACGGGGUGGCUCGACGGAUGGCUAACAAGAUCGCAUAUGCAAUCCUGGGUCGCGUGCCCCGUCCAACACCCCCCAACAGUACAUACGUUCGGAGCCUUCAGGACCACGUUGUCGCCGCGUGUGAGUGGGUGGGGCCUGAUGCGGACUGGCUGAAGGUGGUCAGCUCGAAGGAUGACGUACAUCUGAUCAAGCAUUCCAUUCUGAUCGGAAUGGUGUCUGAGGAGCUUGACAAGAUGAUUGCGCCCAAGUAUAGGUCAAAUGUGAUUUUUCAUUGGGAGCCGAAGAUGCACGAUCACUUUUAUAUGGAGGUGAAGUUCUUGACGGUACGUGCGUCUGUCUGCACCUCACGAGUGCCGGGCCACACGCCAACGAUCAAAGGAUGUGUGUAUUGUUUGCGUUGUUUGCCGUGCUCUCAGAAUGAGGUGUGAGUAUGUUCGUUGCCCUCUCAGCGAAGAGCUGAUCCUUCUAUUGCACCCCCGUGUCCAUAGAUAUUCGGUGCGUGUCUUUCCAUAUGUGUGCCUUUUCUGACUCAGCAGACGACCAGGCAGGCCCAGGGGACUGGUCUGCCGUGCACUUUGCCUGCACCACACAGCAGCGAGUUAUGUGUCUCUGUGGGUGAUGGCGAUUGUGUGUUGCCUGUUUAGACUGUGCGUGUGCAAGAGCUACAUGCAUUCGUUGUUUCAUGCAAUGAGUGUUCGUGUGUGCCUGAAGUACGAAUGUAGCCACUGGGAAGGAAUCCAG